Molecule: messenger RNA, 821 nt
Organism: Musa acuminata subsp. malaccensis (wild Malaysian banana)
Lineage: Eukaryota; Viridiplantae; Streptophyta; Magnoliopsida; Zingiberales; Musaceae
Source: RefSeq, a predicted model, not a curated record
UGCAUUCUUCGGUGUCGGUUGUGGGUUAUUCGCGCAUAAUACAAAAUAACCAACAAAUACACAAAUAAAAUCUACAUAUUCUCAGAGUUGCGUACUAAAUUUGAUCGUUUUCUGACAUUUGUAUGCAGACGGUGGAAAAUAUGGUUCCCAUGGAAUUAACCUACAGUCGAAACGCGCAAGCAAAGACCGCAAAAGAGAUGUUUACUGAGAGUCACCAAGUGAUGCUCAGGAGUUGCAAACGUCAACUAAUGGAAACGGGCAGGAUGUGUUCAGGGUUGGUCGCUGCAAUAGUGUUCGCGUCGAGCUUCUCCGUCCCCGGCGAUAAGGACCCAGCGACCGGCAACCCGGUUUGCUUCGGUAGGGCAACUUUUAAGGUCUUCUCACGUGCGUACGCGAUUGGGUUGUCAUGCGCCGCCACAUCUCUGGUGUUGUUCUUAUCCCUCGCCACGUCAGCUUACAAGGAGCAGAAGUUCCGUCGUAUAAUCCCAACCAAAUACUUCUUUGCCCGCUCGUCGUUUGGGUUUGCGAUGCUGUCUUUUCUGGUGGCGUUCACCUGCAACAUCUACCAACAAUUAUAUGGCUGUCAGAAGACGAAGUCGAAGGACUUGAUUCCAUUCGUAAUGGAGCUCACCGUCUUCCCCGUCAUCUGUUUCCUGGUGUUGUUCUUUUGUGGCUCCGAUUUCGGUCUAUCUUUCCUUCGUCUUUGGCGUUGAGUCAACAAGCAUGAUCGUCCACAUCUUUGGAAUCUGCAGCUUCAUGAUGUAACGUGGGUUCUACCUAUUACGGUAUGCCACCUGUUCUAGCGGUUUGUGGUAGUAGAA